This is a messenger RNA of Heteronotia binoei (common prickly gecko), 4698 nucleotides long. It is a transcript of the gene KIF3A, whose product is annotated as kinesin family member 3A. Gene Ontology annotation, biological process: microtubule-based movement. NCBI's taxonomy places the organism in Eukaryota, Metazoa, Chordata, Lepidosauria, Squamata, Gekkonidae. Bases 149 to 2332 code for a protein of 727 amino acids. Gene Ontology annotation, molecular function: ATP binding; microtubule motor activity; microtubule binding. The record is from RefSeq and is a predicted model, not a curated record. The transcript has 18 exons.
CCGUGCUGUCAUCCGGCCUGCGCAGGCGCAACGCUCUUCUUCAUUGUUGCAAUUGAAUCAAAGCGACGGGUAUCUUUUCGUGGGCACCUUCUUCUGCCUCCUUUUCCCCUCGGGCCGGAGCUGACUCCAGCGCAGACAAGCAGGCAGGAUGCCGAUUAACAAAUCAGAGAAGCCGGAUAAACCUGACAACUCUGACAAUGUCAAGGUUGUUGUUCGCUGCCGACCUUUCAACGAACGAGAGAAAGCAAUGUGUUACAAGAUGGCCGUUAAUGUGGAUGAGAUGAGAGGCACCAUUACUGUCCACAAAACAGAUUCUUCCAAUGAACCUCCCAAGACAUUUACAUUUGAUACUGUUUUUGGACCAGAGAGCAAGCAGCUUGAUGUUUAUAACUUGACUGCGAGGCCAAUUAUAGACUCUGUUCUGGAAGGAUAUAAUGGUACCAUUUUUGCUUAUGGACAGACUGGAACAGGAAAAACAUUUACUAUGGAAGGUGUCCGUGCUGUACCAGAACUCAGAGGGAUCAUUCCAAAUUCCUUCGCUCAUAUAUUUGGACACAUUGCAAAGGCAGAAGGAGAUACAAGGUUUUUGGUUCGAGUCUCUUACUUGGAAAUUUACAAUGAGGAAGUGCGUGACCUGCUGGGGAAAGAUCAGACACAGAGGCUGGAAGUUAAAGAACGGCCUGAUGUGGGUGUCUAUAUCAAAGAUCUUUCAGCUUAUGUUGUAAAUAAUGCUGAUGAUAUGGAUAGAAUUAUGACGCUUGGACACAAAAACCGGUCUGUUGGUGCCACUAAUAUGAAUGAACACAGUUCCCGUUCCCAUGCUAUCUUUACAAUCACAAUUGAGUGCAGCGAGAAGGGGAUUGAUGGCAAUAUACAUGUGCGCAUGGGAAAAUUGCAUCUAGUAGAUCUUGCGGGAUCAGAAAGGCAAGCAAAAACUGGAGCCACUGGGCAGCGACUAAAGGAAGCUACAAAAAUUAACCUUUCUCUCUCUACCCUUGGAAAUGUGAUUUCUGCACUGGUGGAUGGAAAGAGUACUCAUGUGCCUUACCGUAACUCUAAACUGACCCGACUAUUACAAGAUUCCCUUGGGGGUAACUCCAAAACCAUGAUGUGUGCAAACAUUGGCCCCGCAGACUACAAUUAUGACGAGACUAUUAGCACUCUGCGAUAUGCCAACCGUGCCAAGAACAUCAAAAACAAGGCUAGAAUCAAUGAAGACCCUAAAGAUGCCUUGCUUCGCCAGUUUCAAAAAGAAAUUGAGGAGCUUAAGAAAAAGUUGGAGGAAGGGGAAGAGAUCUCUGGCUCUGAGUCAAGCGGCUCUGAAGAUGAUGAUGAAGAUGAUGAUGGAGAGAUUGGAGAGGAUGGAGAAAAGAGAAAGAAACGAAGGGGCAGUAGCAGCAGCAGUAGUUCAGACUCCACCUGCUCUGUCAUAGAGAAGCCUCUGGAUAAAUCCUUCACUAGAAAGAAGAAGGUUUCUCCUGAUAAGAUGAUGGAGAUGCAAGCCAAGAUUGAGGAGGAGAGGAAAGCCCUUGAAACAAAGCUUGACAUGGAAGAGGAAGAACGAAACAAAGCCCGGGCUGAACUUGAGAAGCGAGAGAAGGACCUGCUCAAAGCACAACAAGAGCAUCAGUCUCUCUUAGAGAAGUUGUCAGCCCUGGAGAAGAAAGUGAUAGUAGGAGGUGUGGAUUUGUUGGCAAAAGCAGAGGAACAGGAGAAACUUCUAGAAGAAUCUAACAUGGAGCUUGAGGAACGAAGGAGAAGAGCUGAGCAGCUCCGUAAGGAACUCGAGGAGAAAGAGCAAGAGCGUUUGGACAUAGAGGAGAAGUACACCAGCCUUCAGGAGGAAGCACAAGGGAAAACUAAGAAGCUGAAGAAAGUCUGGACUAUGCUAAUGGCUGCAAAGUCAGAGAUGGCAGAUCUGCAACAGGAACAUCAGAGGGAAAUUGAAGGCUUACUGGAGAACAUUCGACAGCUCAGCAGGGAGCUUCGUCUUCAAAUGCUCAUCAUAGACAACUUUAUACCUCAAGACUAUCAGGAAAUGAUUGAAAACUAUGUUCACUGGAAUGAAGACAUCGGAGAAUGGCAGUUGAAAUGUGUGGCAUACACAGGAAAUAACAUGAGAAAACAGACUCCUGUGCCAGAUAAAAAAGAAAAAGAUCCCUUUGAAGUGGACCUUUCCCAUGUCUAUCUAGCUUACACUGAAGAAAGCUUGAGACAGUCUCUGAUGAAGCUAGAGAGACCAAGAACUUCAAAAGGAAGAUCGAGGCCCAAAACUGGCAGGAGAAAACGUUCUGCAAAGCCGGGAGCUGUAAUUGAUUCAUUGCUUCAGUAGAGAUGGUGGAAUUGCAAUAAUGACCAGCGUGUAGCUUAAUACUUGGCCAAAAUCUACAGAUUCUUAUCUCUGGACAUCAUUGAGAAGUUUAAGGUGGUAUUGACAGAGAAGUCACUAUGAAGGCUUAUCAUUUGUGACAUGGAUACACCACAAAACACAUCUGCCCUUACGUCCUUUGUUAUCCUAACUUAAUACGUUCAUUCUAAGCUGUAUGGUGAUUGUGAGCUUGUCAUUGUGGCUGAUGCUACUCCAGAUGUUGUGCAAGAGAAGCUGUUGGGAUGUGACCUGUGUAAAAAUGAAAUGUGUCGGAAGAAGACAUUUUGUGAGUGACUAUUUAAAUCACAUUAGCCUUGUUGUAAGUAGACAAAUGUAACCUCACAUCCUAAGAGCUCUCUUUUGCUUUGUAUAUUGCCACUUGCAUUGUUCCAUUUUGCAGACUUCACUCUUUUUUUUAAAGAGUGGUAAUUGUAGAUUUGUGGAGUUCUCUGAAUUCCCUAAAAUAUCCUCCACAAAUACCUAUAUAUGUAAUUUCCCAUUCCUUUAGCAUAGACUAUUCCUGUGCAUAGACUUGGGCUUAGGUCUCCCAGAAGAUUUCUGUUAUUGGAAGGAGUUUCUCUCUAUGGUUUGUGACUUUCCUGCUUCUCCUCUUGUUGCAGCCUAAAAUGCUCCCUGAAAUGCUGCUUUUGGGGCACUGGAAAUCCCCAGGAAUAGCAUGAGGUGGUACCCCCCACUUACACAAAAAUUCCCUGGUGGAUCCAAGUCUUCAUGCUGUUGCAUGUGUAGGUGGCACUGGGUUGGUCCAUAUCCCGAGGGAAGGGAAUUAUUUGAAUAUAAAUUGCAGUAUGUGUUUUCCUUCAAAGGAGGCCAUGCUUGAUUAUGGGAAGAAUCUACUUAACAUUGCUGCUGUAUAACUUCCAUUAAUUUAAAUAUGGACCGGAAGCUCCUAUUAAGGUUGAAAGGGAGCAGUAUGUUGUGGCUUGGAUCCAUUGUUCUGGUAAAAUACAUUGUCAGUUCAGCAGACCUCAGGUGCUCUUUUUGCAAGAACAGGGAGGGAGAUUUUUAUUUCCAGCAGGCUCCUAAUUCAGUGCUGAAAGACAGCAAGAGGAGCCUUGUUUGGUUGGAUUUGAGGCUUUGUUCACAUAUUAUGUAGAGGCAGAGAAAGAAGCCAUGCAAGUGACUUCCGAUUCCUGAGAGGAAUUGGGGGGAAUCUUGCUUACAGUGAGAUCAGUGAGGCAUCUGGGUACCAUGAUCAACAAUCACCCUUCUUUCCCUCUGCCAAUAGGCUAUUACCAACUAGCUUUCUGAGACUUAGUUUGACUGGAAAUUAUUUUUUUUACUGUUGAAACUCCCAGAUUCCUGGCAUCUAAAAUAAGUUUUUCCUGGCUUCCCACGAGAGCAUCUGCUGUUGUGUGUGGCUGCGGCAUAUUACUCAGGAUUUGGGUCUUGAAAACGAAAUGUUAUCAGGUUCCAGGAAGUGCAAAGGAGUAUUUUUUAAGGGUAAUGCCAUUUUAGAACAAAGACUUGAUUCUUUUUACACUCAAACCACCAAAUAACCUACUUGACUGGGAAGACUGAGCUUGGAAAUGUUCUAAACAAGCCCAGUUUUAUGCUGUUUUGUCGUUUUGGUGGAGGAAUGAUAGCAUCUCCUUAAGACAUCAAGAACUUGCCUUAUCUGCUGUUAUCAGGACUGUUUAUAAAGCAAGCAGUGGGAUUGCACUAGUGAAGCGGCUUAGUGCAUUGGUGCUCACUCAUAUUUUCUGUUUCCGCUUAAGGAUGCUUCUUCGCUUAUCCUUCUACCUAUUUAUGGACUUUUCUGCUUAUCUUCCAAACCCACCCUCCUACUGAGGACCUUAAACUGCUAUUUAACACAUACUCUUUUUGUUACAUGUACAUGAUGUUAUGAUCAAAAUGCACUCUGUAGCAGAUGAAGAUCUGUAAUGUUAACAUAAGCUGACUGUGUGACUUGAACUGUAAAAGAAAAAAAGACUGGCAAUGUCAUAUUAAAUGCUCCAAACAAAAGGAGGGAUGUGGUUAUGACAUGGAAAAAGUUGAAUUAAUUUGGUUGAGUCUUAGUCAUUGUUGCUUUUAUAAAUGCAAUAAUUUCAGCUAGGGAAUACUUGAAUACAUAUGUGAAGCAAGUACGCGGGCGGAUUAAAUGUCUUUUUCAGCAUAGCGGACUAUAAUUCAGGUUUGCUGUUGCCCUUCCUGUUGAGAGCCAGGAUAAAGGUAGGAGUAACUUUGAAACUCAGCAUUGGGUCUGAACACCAAAAAAUGUGCUAUACAAGCUUACAACUUGUAUAUCUUGUGGUACUUGGUCAUGAAACCACUAAACAUUUAAUUAAAUAUCUAUUUUUAAAGAAAUUGAA